AAUCAAUAUGGCCCGAAUGAACCGCCCAGCUCCUGUGGAAAUCACCUACAAGAACAUGAGAUUCCUGAUCACACAUAAUCCAACCAAUGCAACCUUAAACAAAUUUAUAGAGGAACUUAAGAAAUACGGUGUUACCACAGUGGUGAGAGUGUGUGAAGCUACUUAUGACACUGCUCCGGUGGAAAAAGAAGGCAUUCAGGUUUUGGACUGGCCCUUUGAUGACGGUGCUCCACCAUCCAACCAGAUUGUUGAUGAUUGGCUAAACCUCCUCAAAGUUAAAUUUCGUGAAGAACCUGGUUGUUGUAUUGCUGUACACUGUGUUGCUGGUCUUGGAAGAGCUCCAGUCUUAGUUGCUCUUGCACUGAUAGAAUGUGGAAUGAAGUAUGAAGAUGCAGUGCAGUUCAUAAGACAGAAGCGGCGUGGAGCUUUCAACAGCAAGCAACUUCUGUACUUGGAGAAAUACCGCCCCAAGAUGCGCCUGCGCUUUAAGGACUCCAACGGUCACCGAAAUAAUUGUUGUAUUCAGUAAAGCUCAACAGCCUAUAGUACUUCUUUGGAAAUAAAGGAUGGAAACUAGAAUUAAGCAGACUGCAUGCCAAACACAUCAGUCUGGUAUUUUUUAGUAGUAAAGGAAGCUUCCUUAGGAGUAUUUAUUAGGCUAAAGGCUCAGUAGAAAUGCAACUUCUAUGUUUAGAUAAAUAUCUGUCUAUGGAGACCCAGUAAAUGUUUUUGCUGUACCCUGUUUCUGAGCUGUCUCCUUGUUCAUUAAUUAUCAGAUCAAAUAUCCUUUAAUCAUGCCAUUGAGUCUUACUGACCUAGUUUCAACUACUAUAAAUUGGGGUACUAAAAUAAAUCAAUCUGUAGAGAGAUUAGGUGCCAAAAUACCCAGCAUAUCAGCUACAUUUUUCCUUAAAAUGGGCAUAGUUCUGAUGAUGUGAGAACUACCAGCUUAUCUGGACCUUACUAUCUUUUUUUCUACAGUCAUUUCAAUAUUGAAGAAUAUGGCCUCUAAAGUAGUCUUGCCUGCUCACGGUAUGUUUUGUCUCCCACAAUCGCACUAGAAUUAUCAAGAUUUGCACAGUCUGUCUUUUUAAUACUAUGAAUUACAGCAACUUUUUACCCCUGCAUCUGUACUUUUCUGUUACCUGAACCUCUCCAUAUUACAAGUCAUUACUCUGGUUAUUCAUGUAGAAGAUCUUUUAAAUUGUACAGAAGCACACAAGUCUUUAAUGUCUCCAGACAAAAAGCCUUACAGUAAAAUUAAUGUUGGCACUUCAUGUGCAACUUAACAGAGGGCCUGAAAAGGUUGGGAGGGGCUAUUUAAUAUUUCUAGUAAAAUGUUGCCUUUGUCUUGUGCAGGAAGUAUAGAAUAUGCCCUUUACUUUAGUAAAUAUUUUUUUAAAACGUAGAAAUGCUUUGUUAUUGUAGCUAAAAAUUCUUAAUCAGAAAAUUUCUGAAAAAUCUUGUAGUUUUCUUUUACUGUACCUAUUGAGAGUUGUUUACCAACUAUUGUUUUGUUGAAAGUGUGAUCUUUUUCUUUUCUUUUCAUUUUUCCUUCUUGAGUUUCUGCUAUGACUUGGGCAGACCUCUGUAAUAUUUUGUAUGCCUUUCAAGCUGCGUAACUUAAUAUUUGGAUACUUGAUAAUUUGUUUUAUUAUGUAAUUGAUAAAAUGGUGAUGUGUAUUAAUGUUAGUUCAACCAUAUAUUUAUACUGUCUUGGGAAUGUGUGGUUAUAGUUCUGUGGGAGAAAUACUUUUGCCAGUGUUCACCAGCUUGUAAAAUCUAGUGCGAGAGCUUAAAACAUCUAAAUAAAGACUGAAAUGCACUUACAAA
Melospiza georgiana is the source of this 1833-nucleotide messenger RNA. It is a transcript of the gene PTP4A1, whose product is annotated as protein tyrosine phosphatase 4A1. Gene Ontology annotation, cellular component: nucleus. The coding region runs from base 8 to 529 and encodes 173 amino acids. The transcript is spliced from 5 exons. NCBI's taxonomy places the organism in Eukaryota, Metazoa, Chordata, Aves, Passeriformes, Passerellidae. Gene Ontology annotation, biological process: protein dephosphorylation. Gene Ontology annotation, molecular function: protein tyrosine phosphatase activity. The record is from RefSeq and is a predicted model, not a curated record.